Dissoconium aciculare CBS 342.82 is the source of this 761-nucleotide messenger RNA. RefSeq lists its product as uncharacterized. The record is from RefSeq and is a predicted model, not a curated record. NCBI's taxonomy places the organism in Eukaryota, Fungi, Ascomycota, Dothideomycetes, Mycosphaerellales, Dissoconiaceae. Bases 111 to 599 code for a protein of 162 amino acids. The transcript has a single exon.
CAGUCACUGCCAAAAGAAGAACUAAGCGCUCUCUCCAAUGGAUAUCCAAGGAGCGACUUGGUAGACAACUCGCCGACUGCAUACACGAUGCGCAUCCGUGAAAGGACCUGAUGCCAAGAGGCGUCCGUUCGUCAGGCGGAUCUUCGUUUUUGUGUGCGACUCUAUGCGAAACAACCUUUGAAUAUGCAAUACCCACAUGUGCAAGACAUUCGAUUGAAUGGAAGGAAUUCUGCAUGAUCUGUUCCGACUCUGUUUCCUUUGUUGCUACAUACAGGGUCGCGUUUCGUCUGCCUUCCGUCUUCGUGCCGGGCGAUUCAAACCGCUUGGUGUCUUUGCUACAAAAAGAAUUGAAAUUUACCGAACAACCUUGUCGUACUUCGAGUGAUGGUCUUACUAUGUGCAGUGUGAUGUGGUACACCACACCGGCGGCCACGCCGCUGAGCAGCUGCCUGUAUCAACAAGGAAUCACAUCCGAUCCCGCAGUCAUGACCCUGCGCAGAUCAAGAUCAAAUCUCUACGUCGUCAUCGGUUCUCAAACGGACAGGAAAAUCAACAUUAAACUCAAACGACCUGGAAACUCAAUCGAAAUUAGGCCAUGAUCUGGACUUCAUGAAAACGGUUGUUCUUGUGGUAAAAACCAUCUUCUCCGUACAGGCGUGACAGGAUACGAGGGAAUCAAAGCGCUCCAGGGCUGCUUAAGGUUUUCAUUUUCCAAAUUGCACUCGAAUUUCCAUGCCCGGGAGCCGUUGAUCGGGUGGGGU